AUGACAUCCGACACAUUUUUCAUUGUUUCCUCAUCAAAUUUUCGAAAUCUUUUUUUUGUAAAUCCAAAAACUUUUAACACUUCCACAUGGCAUUCUACAGUAAUCCAAUCAUCAUUAGAUGAGCAAUCAAGAGUGCUCCCAUCGAAACGAAUCGAUGGAUUACUAAAUCUAGAAAUUGACAAAUCUCAGAAUCUCAGAAUCUCAGACUCUCAGAAUCUCAGAAUCUCAGAAUCUCAGAAUCUCAGAAUUUCAGAAUCUCAGAAUCUCAGAAUCUCAGAAUCUCAGAAUCUCAGACUCUCAGACUCUCAGAAUCUCAGAAUCUCAGAAUCUCAGAAUCUCAGAAUCUCAGAAUCUCAGAAUCUCAGAAUCUCAGAAUCUCAGAAUUUCAGAAUCUCAGAAUCUCAGAAUCUCAGAAUUUCAGAAUCUCAGAAUCUCAGACUCUCAGAAUCUCAGAAUCUCAGAAUCUCAAAAUCUCAGAAUCUAAGAAUCUCAGAAUCUCAGAAUCUCGAAUCUAAGAAUCUCAGGAUCUCAGAAUCUCAGAAUCUCAGAUUCUCAGAAUCUCAGAAUCUCAGAAUCUCAGAAUCUCAGUAUGCUACUACAGUAACUGUAGUAUAUCUGACAGUUGAACUACAAAAAACCAGAAAGAAGAAGAAAAAAGUGUUUAGUUUGAGUGUUUAG
Messenger RNA from Caenorhabditis briggsae, 678 nucleotides. The transcript is spliced from 3 exons. The coding region runs from base 1 to 678 and encodes 225 amino acids. Lineage: Eukaryota; Metazoa; Nematoda; Chromadorea; Rhabditida; Rhabditidae. The record is from RefSeq and is a predicted model, not a curated record.